Messenger RNA from Brachypodium distachyon (stiff brome), 2462 nucleotides. Its product is annotated as glucan endo-1,3-beta-glucosidase 8. The transcript has 2 exons. Bases 752 to 2233 code for a protein of 493 amino acids. Lineage: Eukaryota; Viridiplantae; Streptophyta; Magnoliopsida; Poales; Poaceae. Gene Ontology annotation, molecular function: hydrolase activity, hydrolyzing O-glycosyl compounds. Gene Ontology annotation, biological process: carbohydrate metabolic process. Gene Ontology annotation, cellular component: plasma membrane. The record is from RefSeq and is a predicted model, not a curated record.
CCACUCUCCCCACUCCCCUGCUUGGCGAUACGCUCUUCGUUGCCGCCGCUGUCUCGAGCGCCACCACCACGAUCCGUUCCACCCGCGUCCAAACUCUGCUCAUAAAUCGCUUCCUCUCUCGCACACGAACGCCGGAACGCGUAGCGUAGCAGUGAGUUAAUGCCGCCUCUUUGAUCCCCGAUCUUUUCCUCCAUCGGCUCCCGUGCGGCGUUGGCUCGUCGCGCCUGGAUCUCCAUCCUUUUGCCUGCCCUCUCUUUCUCUCUGGAUUCGAUCGAAAGUCUCACGCCUUUUCGCAGCAGCCGUCUCUGUCUCUCCGAUCCAUCCCCUUUCCUUUUCUCGGACCACACUGCGCGUGUUUCUUUCCUUCCUUGGGGAUUUUCAGGCAUUCACGCGUGAAUCGCUCUCUCUCUUUCCCCACCGCCACGAGGGCCGGAUAGGAAAGGCCAGGUCCAGAAGGGGAAGGAACCCCGUGUUUUGUUUCUUUUUCUUCUCCCCAUUGCCGUUUCUCGGAGCUCCGCGCGUUUUGCAAUCCGCGCGCGCUCCUGUUUAUACCUCCUAGUUCCCUUCUAAGGUGGCUGGCUUUCUUGGGUUCUGAUUCAUUGACGAAUUGGAUCUCGGAUCUUGAAGUCGAAAUCUUGGGGCUUUUUCCUGGUCCUGGGUUCCAGAUUCCCAGUUCCAGGAAUCUUCAAUACCGUCGCAUCGAGGACGGUUGAUCAGUUGGUUCUUCCGCAAGGAGAAUCCCGAUUCAAUAAUGGCGAAGGAUUCUGCGUUGCGGGGUCCGUGGCUCUGUUGCGUGGUGGCGGCCCUGGCGGCGUCCGUGUCGCCGGCGGCGGAGGCGCUGGGGAUGAACUGGGGCACGCAGGCGACGCACCCGCUGUCGCCCAAGAUCGUGGUGCAGAUGCUCAAGGACAACGGCAUCAAGAAGGUGAAGCUGUUCGACGCCGACCAGGGCACCCUCGGCGCGCUCGCCGGCACCGACAUCGAGGUCAUGGUCGCCAUCCCCAACGUCCUGCUCGACCUCAUGACCGACUCCGACAACGCCAGGGACUGGGUCCGCCACAACGUCUCCCGCUACCACUUCGACGGCGGCGUCAACAUCAAGUAUGUGGCCGUGGGGAACGAGCCGUUCCUGGCCUCCUACAACGGCACGUUCGACAAGGUCACCUUGCCGGCGCUGAAGAACAUCCAGAACGCGCUCAACGACGCCGGCCUCAGCGACGUCAAGGCCACGGUGCCGCUCAACGCGGACGUGUACAACUCCCCCAAGGACAAGCCGGUGCCGUCGGCGGGCACCUUCCGCCCGGACAUUACGGACCUGAUGACGGAGAUGGUGGACUUCCUGGCCAAGAACGGCGCGCCCUUCACCGUCAACAUCUACCCGUACCUCAGCCUCUACCUCAGCGACGACUUCCCCGUCAACUUCGCCUUCUUCGACGGCGGCGCGGACCCUGUGGUCGACAACGGCAACUCCUACACCAACGUGUUCGACGCCAACUUCGACACGCUCGUGUCGGCGCUCAAGGCGGUCGGCCAUGGCGACCUGCCCAUCGUCAUCGGCGAGGUCGGCUGGCCCACGGACGGCGACAAGCACGCCACUUACGUCUACGCGCAGCGCUUCUACACCGGCCUGCUCAAGCGCCUCGCCGCCAACGUCGGCACGCCGCUCCGGCCCAACAAGUACAUGGAGGUGUACCUGUUCGGGCUCCUGGACGAGGACAUCAAGAGCGUGGCGCCCGGCGCGUUCGAGCGGCAUUGGGGCGUGCUCCGCUUCGAUGGCCAGCCCAAGUUCCCCAUGGACCUCACCGGGCAAGGCCAGAACACGAUGCUCGCGCCGGCCAAGGACGUCCAGUACCUCCCCAAGACGUGGUGCGUGUACAACGCCAACGCCAAGGACACCAGCAAGCUCGCCGAGAACGUCAAUUUCGCCUGCACGUUCGCCGACUGCACCGCCCUCGGCUUCGGGUCCUCGUGCGCCGGCAUGGAUGCCAUCGGCAACGCCUCCUAUGCGUUCAACAUGUACUUCCAGGUGCAGAACCAGAAGGACGAGGCCUGCGACUUCCAGGCGCUCGCUGUGCCCACGCAGACCGACCCGUCCACCGACACCUGCCACUUCCCCAUACAGAUCGCCGCCGCCUCCUCGACGUCGUCGGGACACCGGCGGCAUUCUGCCGGGUCGUUGGGCGCCGCUGCUCUACUAGUGCUGGCUCUGAUCCAGCUCUUCAUGUUGCAUUAGGGGCAGCAUGCUCUUCAGAUUCAGAGAGACUUUUAUAUGUAUUUCACAGCUGUUGAUCAUUUGUUGCAUCAUUUUUUUGGAUUAGUAGUUAGUACAGAUCUUGUGCUGGACACACAUAUACUUCAGGAUAUAUGUUGAAAUGAUAUUUCACAUGAUACUGAGUUACUGACACACACUUGAUGUGCCCAACUGCUGAUGCAAACAAGCAAUAGAGUUUGAUGACUACCGA